Molecule: messenger RNA, 1712 nt
Organism: Syzygium oleosum
Lineage: Eukaryota; Viridiplantae; Streptophyta; Magnoliopsida; Myrtales; Myrtaceae
Product: serine/threonine-protein kinase SAPK2
Exons: 9
Coding region: 326-1348 (340 amino acids)
Biological process (GO): protein phosphorylation; intracellular signal transduction
Molecular function (GO): protein serine/threonine kinase activity; ATP binding
Source: RefSeq, a predicted model, not a curated record
GUCCUGUGUCCUCUGUCUCCCUCGCUCUUCUCCUCUCCAGAGCUGCCCGCCUGCUCUGUUCUUUCGUCCCCUGCCUCACGCCCAGCCAAGAAUCGAUCCCGCCGUUGAGAAAAGGAAGCAGCUCUUCGCACGCAAAAGCUAUAAACCCCGAUCAAGAAAGCCGGUCGCUUGUCCGAAGAAGACGUCGUCGGUGAUUGGACGGGCGCGCCCUGAACUGGGAACUGCGGGGUUUCUUGGUUUGGGUGUCUGAAAGCUCUUCGGGCAUCGAUCGUCCGCUGAAAGGCUUGUGCUGCGGCAGAGAGGGGAGGAGGAAGGAGGAGGAGGUAUGGAUCGUUACGAGAUACUGAAAGGUAUUGGGUCGGGAAAUUUCGGGGUCGCCAAGCUCGUGAGGGACAGAUGGAGUGGCGAGCUCUUCGCUGUUAAAUACAUUGAAAGAGGCCAGAAGAUCGAUCAGCACGUGCAGAGGGAGAUUAUGAACCACCGGUCCCUUAAGCAUCCGAAUAUAAUUAGAUUUAAGGAGGUCUUGCUCACACCAACUCAUCUGGCCAUCGUCAUGGAAUAUGCUGCGGGUGGCGAAUUAUUUGAAAGAAUUUGUAAUGCCGGUAGAUUCAGCGAGGAUGAGGCAAGAUUUUUCUAUCAGCAGCUCAUAUCAGGAGUCAGUUACUGCCAUUCAAUGCAAAUUUGCCAUAGGGAUCUCAAGCUGGAAAACACUCUGCUUGAUGGGAGCACGGCACCGCGCCUUAAAAUAUGUGAUUUCGGCUACUCAAAGUCAUCAGUAUUGCAUUCUCAACCUAAAUCGACAGUGGGGACGCCGGCCUAUAUAGCACCUGAGGUUUUGUCGACAAAAGAAUAUGAUGGGAAGAUUGCAGAUGUUUGGUCUUGUGGGGUUACCUUGUAUGUCAUGCUGGUCGGGGCUUAUCCUUUCGAAGAUCCAGACGAUCCAAAGAACUUCAGAAAGACAAUUCAGAGAAUACUCAGCGUCCACUACUCAAUCCCGGAUUAUGUGCGUGUCUCCAUUGAAUGUAAACAUCUCCUGUCUCGAAUUUUCGUAGCCAACCCUGAAAAGAGAAUAACAAUACCUGAGAUUAAAAGGCAUCCAUGGUUCCUGAACAACUUGCCUGUGGAAUUCAUGGAGGAUGGGAAAGGCCUCUUGCAAACCGACGGACCGAACGAUUCAAAGCAGAGCGAGGAUGAAAUAUUGGCCAUAAUUCAGGAUGCGCGAAAACCGGCGGAAAUCCCGAAACUCAGUGGGAUUCUAGUCGGAGGGAGCAUGGAUCUCGAUGACUUGGAAACUGAUGCAGAUAUAGAUGAUAUCGAGACCAGCGGCGACUUUGUCUGUGCACUGUGACAGCAAUGCAACCAUAUUCAAUUACGAUCGGCUCACGAAAAAAAAAAAUCCGUAUUUUACUAGUGAGGCAUACAUAUAGUGGUCUUGGGUCGAUGUUAAUAGUCAUGAGGAAGCUGCUUUUGAAGGGACUGUGAGGGAAACACACUUGGGUUUGGGCUAAAGGGGUGGUUUGAUCCAAAAUAGUAGGCUAAUGCCGCCUCCUGGCUGUGUAAUUUAUGAAGCUGAAAAGAACACACUGAGGAGACUUUCUGUGAAGUUCAUGGACUAGUAAGAGGAUGCACAGUGUUACUUGAUUUCAUAAAGAAAGGAUAUUGAGAUGCAUUGAGCACGUAUAAAAUGUUUGGAACCUGAAGUUUUUCCUCUA